This is a messenger RNA of Cryphonectria parasitica EP155, 987 nucleotides long. RefSeq lists its product as uncharacterized. The coding region runs from base 1 to 987 and encodes 328 amino acids. The transcript is spliced from 3 exons. The record is from RefSeq and is a predicted model, not a curated record. NCBI's taxonomy places the organism in Eukaryota, Fungi, Ascomycota, Sordariomycetes, Diaporthales, Cryphonectriaceae.
AUGACCAAGCCAAAAACCUGGAAACAAGAUCCUGUAUGGGAUUCCCUGAGCCACGAGUUGCGCCAGGAGAUCCAGAACAGGAUCAAAGCAAUGGGCUAUAAGGGCACCCCAAUGCUGUCUUGGACUGAGGAUGGCAGUGGUGUCAUGCUCUAUCUUCCUGAACCUGGGAAUGGCAUCCACGGCCAUGCUCAGCCGGCGGCGAACUGGCCGUGUCUUUUCCUGCCCGAGGCCCACCCCAUGCCCCAGGCAACGCCUGUGCCUGACUUUGGUCCUCCACAGGCGUGCCUCCCGAACAUGGUUGAGUCUGCCCAAGAGGCUAUGUUCGUCCAACCGCACAUGCCUAUCCAGCCGUAUAUGCCCAUCCAGACGCAUAUACCUGACCAGGCAGCUAGGUUCGAGGAUGUCUUUUGGUCAAUUCCAACGCAAGCUCCUGAGCCAGCGGUAUUUCCUUUUCAUCCUACCUCGCAGCAUCUGUCUGCUGGCGGCAUGGGAAAUGCCAAUGAUUGGCUGAACGCUCCAAUUUUCUCUCCCCCAUCGAGCAACGCGUCCGCGUCCGCGUCCGCGUCCGCAUCCGCGUCUCCGUACAAAGGCAUGUACCCGAACGCCCAGAAUCCGGUGGCACAACAUCCACGGUUUCAAUCAGCAAGGAGACAAUUCCCGGCCGCGCAGUUCCCGGCGAGACAACGCCCAAUAAGGCAGAACCCGAUGGCCCAAGUCCCAAGAGAGCACGGUCCUAGGAAGCGUUCACUGGCUGGCCGAGCCCCUCCCAGCCAGGGCAAACGACUCAAGCCCGCUUCGGCUGUAGAGGUUGCGGGGAUCCCCACACCAGAAGAUGCCCAGCCGCGCGUCUUGGAACCUGGCUAUUUCGAUUUCCCAUACACGGGUGCUCCGCCUCAGCCUCUAGAGGAUCCAGCUGCUUUUGCAGCGGGCCUUCCUGACGUCUUUAUGGGAGCUCAGGCGUUGCCUAUGCGGAUGGCAGAGGACUAG